AUGGGAGGCUCGCGACGCGCGGGACCGAACCUGACGUCCGUCAUGGAGCGCAACGACCUGGACGAGUUCCUCGCGAUCGCGGAGCUGAGCGAGCGCGACUUCACCGCCGAGCGCCGAGGCGCGGUCGUCGUGAGAGACGAGGCGCGGCGUCUCGCGGAGACGGCGCGCGCGCAGCUCACGCACGCGGACAAGCUGAAGGUGCCGCGGCGGCCGCCGUGGACGCGCGAGACGUCCCCGGAGCAGCUCGACGCGAACGAGCGGCGGUGUUUUCUCGAGUGGCGCCGAGCGCUCGCGGCGGUGGAGGAGGACGAGCGAUUGACGCUGACGCCGUUUGAAAAGAAUUUGGAGAUUUGGCGUCAGCUCUGGCGCGUGUGCGAGCGCUCGGACGUCGUCGUGCAAGUCGUGGACGCGCGCGAUCCGCUGUUUUAUCGCUGCCCCGAUCUCGAGGCGUACGUGCGCGAGAUCGACGGCGACAGGAAGAAGACGAUGCUGCUUCUGAACAAGGCGGAUUUGUUAUCGCCUCAGUUGCGCGCCGCGUGGAGCGACCACUUCGACGAAAUCGGCGUGGAGCAUCUGUGGUGGAGCGCGAAAGCCGCGAGCGAGGAAGUGGAGGCGGAGGAGCGCGCCGCGAAGACUGACUGGAUGGCGGAGGAGGCGGCGACCGCGGCGGCGAUCGGCGGCGUGCGAGCGGGGGAGGGCGUCCUGGACGACGAGGACGAGAGCGAGAGCGAGAGCGAGAGCGACGAAGACGCGGGCGCGCCUUCCGCGAGGACCCGGCGCGGCCGCUCUCCCGCGAACGCCAACGCGUCCAUCGCCGUCGCGGGAAAGAGCGACGUGCUGACCCGCGCGCAGCUCCUCGACGUCAUCGAGCGCGCGUGCGAGACCGUCGCGGGCGAGGGCGCGCGCGAACGCCGGAAAGACGGACGCGUCGUCGUCGGGAUGGUGGGCUAUCCCAACGUCGGGAAAUCAUCCACCGUCAACGCGCUCGUCGCGGCGAAGAAGACCGGGGUGAGCUCCACGCCCGGGAAGACGAAACACUUCCAGACGCUCAACCUGGGCGAAGGGCUGAUGCUCGCGGACUGCCCCGGUCUCGUGUUCCCGUCGUUCACCGCGUCCAGGGCGGAGCUCGUGUGCAACGGCGUGUUGCCCGUGGAUCGACUCACGGACGUCCGGGAACCCGUCGCGGUGGUCGCGGCGCGGAUCCCGCGCGAGGCGUUCGAGGCGACGUACAAGGUGAAGCUGCCGCUGCCGGCGCUGCACGAGGAUCAGAAGAGACGCGCGACCGCGGGAGAGAUGCUCAGGGCGUACUCCGCCGCGCGAGGGCUGACGGUGCAGCACGGACGGCCGGACGAGCAGAGGGCGGGGCGCGCGAUUUUGAAGGAUUUCACGCAGGGGAAGCUGUUGCACUGCGUCGGGCCGCCCGGGUACGUCGGUCCGCUCGGGAUCGACGGCGGCGGCGGCGCGAUCGGCGGCGAGGAUGGCGACGGCGAUCUUCUCGACGAGGACGGCGUGUUCAACGACCGCGGAAGAGACGUCCGCGGCGACGGCGACGGCGGCGAUGGCGGCGGCGGCGGCGGCGACGGCGGCGAAAUCGAGGACGACCCGCUCGCCGCGCAGCUCCUGCGAGAGAUGAUGCUCGAGCUCGGCGGCCUCGACGGCCACGGGAACGUCACGAAGGAGCAGAAAGAGAAGGCGAAGAUCAAGCGCGCGGAGCACAAGUUCCAGAAGAAGGGUGAGAAGAAGAAAGGGCGGAUUAAACACGCCGGCGUCGGCGAAGACGACACCGCGGGCGGGAACGGAUUCCGAAUGGGACGGAGAGGCGGGAUGAUGCCCGCGAGCGUGCAGGCCACGGUGCGGUCCGCGGUCACGGACGAGAUGUGA
Messenger RNA from Micromonas pusilla CCMP1545, 1881 nucleotides. RefSeq lists its product as uncharacterized. NCBI's taxonomy places the organism in Eukaryota, Viridiplantae, Chlorophyta, Mamiellophyceae, Mamiellales, Mamiellaceae. The transcript is spliced from 2 exons. Bases 1 to 1881 code for a protein of 626 amino acids. Gene Ontology annotation, cellular component: cytosol. The record is from RefSeq and is a predicted model, not a curated record. Gene Ontology annotation, molecular function: GTP binding; GTPase activity.